AUUAAAAUGUUCUGUUUGCAACAAAAACAAAAAACACAGAAUGUUCAGCAAGAAAACAAAUUGUUUCUUGUUCACGCCGACACCGUUGAGGAUUUCGCAAGGAGUUUCGAAAAUACGAGUUUUUCAAACGCAAAAGCAAAUCCAAAUCACAAAAAAAAUUUACUACCGAUAUAUAGAACUGUUCGCAGCGCCUAUCUGCGUAUGCUUGUGCCCACGUGUCCUGACCGCUUGGCUUUUGGCAGUAGGAGCUUGAAUUUGGUGGAAAGAAAUAUUGAUUAUUCCGCGCAACACGUCCGCUCUGCUGAGCGUAAGAAACUUUUGUGUUCACUAAAUCGCUUCGAGUGUCGCUUGACUUCUCCGUUCGACUGGCAGCGCGCACCACACUUUUGUGAGUCUUUCAAUUCUACUCGACCACAACAACAGUGGCAGCGAGUAUGCAGUUUUGGCAGAAAAUCACACAAUUGAAUAAUUAAGUCCACUUCUGCAUAGUUGUGGUUCACUUCAACAAACUGGUUAUGCAAAUCUCCUCAGACACUACUAAUAACGCAGCAGCAGCACGUCGAAGCUAAUGCGAAACAAAAACAAUCGGAAAAAAAUCUUUAAUUAGUAGUUAACUACGCUCGAGGCGACGACGUGAGUCUAGCGUUUCGAGUCUAAGAAUCUGCAGUGUGACGCGCGUGCCGCUGGAGUGAGUUCAAGAAACUCCUUAGCAAACUAAAGGUCAGCAGCUAUAGGAAUUUUAACACUAGUUGUUUUUGUAAUAUAUUUUAGAUCUUAUUACGUGGCUAUUCGUUUAUUUGUUUCAGUGUUUGCUUUUUAUUUUAUUUGUUUCUCAGUUUUUUUUUUUUGUUUAACUAUUUUUGCACACUCUUCACUGGGUUAGUGGGUACAGUCAAAUAUAGCAAAAAUAUUAUUUUAUUUUUUUAAGUUAUUUUAUAUUAUUUAUUGUUCUAGUUCCUUAUGAAUUUAUGUUGUUCUUUCUGCAAAUCUUUUUUUUUUUAUUUUUUUAUUUUUUUUUGUUUUUUUUUUUAUUGUUUGCUACUGUUGAUCACAUCCACACAUAUUCUUAUUAUUAUUAUUAUUUUUUUUUUUUUGUAAAUUCGCGUAAUUUUAAUUGACUAUUAUUUCCAUCGCAUCGAAAAGCAGAAAAAUCUAACAUCAGGAUUAAUGCUGGCGCUGUUUACGCCAGAAGCUUCCUUUCACAACUAUUUGUGCCGGAGUGUUCUUAACCGAAUAUUGAUUUUAUUACAUAUAUUUUUGCGAAUUUAUUGUUAUUGUAGCAAUUAAAGCCGGAAGCCGUUUUUGUCCAAGAUUAUUAAAACUUUUACAUUUUUUUAUUUUCUAAUUUACUUAAUAAUAUUUUUCGCAGCUUCUUUAUUUCACAAUGAAAAUAUUAA
Messenger RNA from Ceratitis capitata (Mediterranean fruit fly), 1397 nucleotides. RefSeq lists its product as uncharacterized. The transcript is spliced from 3 exons. The coding region runs from base 7 to 465 and encodes 152 amino acids. Lineage: Eukaryota; Metazoa; Arthropoda; Insecta; Diptera; Tephritidae. The record is from RefSeq and is a predicted model, not a curated record.